Messenger RNA from Penicillium macrosclerotiorum, 1044 nucleotides. RefSeq names its product carbohydrate esterase family 5 protein. NCBI's taxonomy places the organism in Eukaryota, Fungi, Ascomycota, Eurotiomycetes, Eurotiales, Aspergillaceae. The transcript is spliced from 2 exons. The record is from RefSeq and is a predicted model, not a curated record. Gene Ontology annotation, molecular function: cutinase activity. Gene Ontology annotation, biological process: carbohydrate catabolic process. Gene Ontology annotation, cellular component: extracellular region. Bases 1 to 1044 code for a protein of 347 amino acids.
AUGAAGUCUACUGUCCUGCUUUACCUCGCGGGUGCUGCUCUGGCGGCACCCACGAGGACCAUUGAGAAGCGCCAGCUGGGUGAUCUCGGUGCCUUGUCUUCCCUCCUCCCAAGUUCUGGUAGCAGCGGACUGGGCGGACUCAGCAACUUGGGGAGCUCUAGCAGCGGCGGUCUUGGUGGCCUGUCCUCUCUCAUUCCGAGCUCUGGUGGCAGUGGUCUCGACGCUCUUGAGUCGUUAAUUCCGAGCUCCAGUGGCGGGCUGAGUGGUCUCAGCGGUCUCGGGGCUCUAGAGUCCCUCAUCCCCUCCAGCAGUAGCGGGCUAGGUGAAUCUGGUAGUAGCAGCGGUAUUGGAGCGUUGGAGUCUCUUAUUCCCUCUGGAAGCAGCAGCCUCGAGGGUCUUGGGGGCCUUACCGGAUCAAGUGGCAGUAGCAGCGGUCUUGGUGCGCUAUCCUCUCUCAUCCCCAGCGUUGGGAGUCUUACCAAGCGCCAAUCAGGCUCGAUAACCCAAAAUGGUGUCACUGAGAACUCGGGCUGCGAGGAGUUGACCUUCAUCUUCGCCCGUGGAAGCGAUGAGAUGGGCAAUAUGGGGUCCGUUGUUGGACCAGAAGUCGCGACCCAGCUGAACUCGUUGACUGGUAACAAGGUCACUGUGCAAGGCGUGACCUAUACCGCGACUGCAGAGAGCAACGUUGCGAUGGGCUCGAACGGCGGACCAAUCAUGGCGAACCUGGUCGAGCAGGCGCUCAAGCAAUGUCCCGAUACCAAGGUUGUCCUUGGUGGAUACUCCCAAGGCGCGAUGGUCGUGCACAAUGCGGCGAACCGAUUAACCGCGACCCAGGUGGCCGGCGCCGUGCUCUUCGGGGACCCUUUCAAGGCGGAAGCGGUCGGGAAGCUCUCAAGCAGCAAAGUAAAGGAAUUCUGCGCGUCGGGAGAUCCCGUCUGUGAAAACGGAUUUAAUGUGAUGGCGCACUUGAGCUAUGGUUCUGAUGCGAAUGAAGCCGCGCAGUUCUUGAUUCAGGCAGCCGGCAUCUCCGCCUCGUCCUGA